UAUGAAUUUCUACUCUAUAGAUUUUGAAGAAUAGUAUUAAUAAGGUACUCAUUUUUAUAAUUUCUAGAAUUAGUUGAAGAACCAUAAGUAGAAUCAUCAGAAUAAUAAAUGUACUUCGAUUAUGAUCAAAGUAUGUUACAUGAACCAGAGUAACUAAUUACUUUUGAUGGAUACUUAUAAGAGGAACCUGUCCUUUUAUUUAAUUUUGCUGAAGAAGCUCCAAAAAAAAAAUCUAAACUCAUUAACAGAAAAUCAAAAAAAGUAAAAAAGGCUGAUUCUGAAACUGAUGUUUCAUAAGGCAAAAGAUCAAAACCUCGUAUAUCAAAUAGUGAUUUUUUGAAACUUUAACAAUGUUAAAGACUAAAAACAAUCAUUACUUAGAUGGAGUCUCUUCUAAAACAAACAAGAACCUAAAUUCUGAACCAAUAUAUCAAAAACCACUCUAAAUGAGUU
Molecule: messenger RNA, 453 nt
Organism: Paramecium pentaurelia
Lineage: Eukaryota; Ciliophora; Oligohymenophorea; Peniculida; Parameciidae
Source: the annotation of a GenBank genome assembly